GAUCCAUAAUUAUUCGUGGUGUAAAACAUAUUGAAGUGACGUGUCGCUGUAUUGCUCCAAAUAUCGAAAGUUUAUAUGCUAAAAGAUGAUUACGUUUAAGCGCGAUAAGAAAGAAGAGGAAGACGGUGGUGGCAAUCCUUUUCAAAAUUUGGAAAAAACUACAGUUCUACAAGAAGCGCGUACAUUUAAUAACACUCCUGUCAAUCCAAGAAAAUGUGCCCACAUUCUCACCAAGAUUUUAUAUCUGCUGAAUCAAGGCGAACAAUUGGGUACGACAGAAGCUACAGAAGCCUUCUUCGCUAUGACCAAGCUGUUUCAGUCACGUGAUGUCAUAUUGAGACGAUUAGUUUAUCUAGGAAUUAAAGAAUUGAGCUCUUUGGCAGAAGAUGUGAUAAUAGUCACUUCCAGUCUUACAAAAGAUAUGACUGGAAAGGAAGAUUUGUACAGAGCUGCUGCAAUUCGGGCACUUUGUACCAUUACUGAUGCCAGUAUGUUGGCAGCCAUCGAACGAUACAUGAAACAAGCCAUAGUUGAUCGUUCACCAGCUGUGUCUAGUGCUGCUCUUGUUUCUUCAUUGCAUUUGACAAAUGUAUCCAGCGAUGUUGCGAGAAGAUGGGCAAAUGAGGCACAGGAGGCAUUAAAUUCCAAUAAUAUGAUGGUCCAAUAUCACGCUCUGGGUGUUCUCUAUCAAGCGCGUAAGGCAGACAAGCAUGCGGUGAUCAAGCUGGUUGCCAAACUUAUGAAAACAAGUCCGAAAAGCCCUUAUGCGGCGUGCAUGUUAAUUCGAAUGGCUUAUAAAUUAUUGGAUGAGGUAGAUGAGGGCGAGGAAUUAAUGGGAUUUAUAGAGUCGUGUUUACGUCAUAAGUCCGAAAUGGUAGUAUACGAAGCGGCCCAUGCUUUGGUCAAUCUCGGACGAAGCGGUGCUAGAGAAAUUGGACCAGCAAUUAGCGUCCUGCAAUUAUUCUGCGGCUCGCCGAAACCGGCACUUCGAUUCGCCGCUGUCAGAACUUUGAAUAAAGUUGCGAUGUCUCAUCCAGCAGCAGUCACAGCGUGCAAUUUGGAUCUUGAAAACUUGAUCACAGAUUCUAACAGAUCGAUUGCCACUCUAGCAAUCACUACUCUUUUGAAAACUGGAGCGGAAAGUUCCGUCGAUCGUUUAAUGAAGCAGAUUGCCACUUUUGUGUCGGAAAUUUCGGAUGAAUUUAAAGUAGUAGUAGUACAGGCCAUUAGGGCUUUAUGUCAAAAGUUCCCUCGCAAGCAUGCAGUUUUGAUGAAUUUCCUCUCUGCUAUGUUGAGAGACGAAGGCGGACUCGAGUACAAAGCCGCAAUUGCCGACACUAUUAUAGCUGUAAUGGAAGGGAACGCAGAAGCCAAGGAAGCGGGGCUCGCACAUCUCUGUGAAUUUAUCGAAGAUUGCGAGCACAUCUCUCUCGCCGUGCGUAUUUUGCACUUACUCGGCCAAGAGGGUCCAACGUCGAAACAACCGUCGAGAUACAUCCGUUUCAUCUAUAAUCGCGUUAUCCUCGAAAGCGCCAGUGUGCGCGCCGCAGCCGUCACCGCUUUAGCGCGUUUUGCCGCCGCCUGUCCACCUUUACUUCCGAACGUUUUGGUUCUACUAUCGCGCUGUCAAUUGGAUUCGGACGACGAGGUUCGCGAUCGUGCAGCUUAUUAUUGCACGAUCCUUCAACAACAAAAUGAUCCGACCAUAUUGCCCCUUGUGCAACCACCUUCACUGUCCGUGCCGACUUUGGAGAGAGCUCUACGAAAUUAUAUGCAGACAUCUAUGGAAGAUUCGUUUGACAUUUCUCAGAUACCCCCAGCUCAGACGAUAGAGGAACCAACACAGGUCGAAGUUCACACCACUGUGAAACAGCCUCGCUUGACCAGAGAGGAAAGCUACACGGAGAAAUUAUUACAAAUUCCGCAUUUGGCGAUAGUCAUUCGAGACAUGCCGCUGCUUAAAUCUUCGCCAGUGUUUGAACUGACUGAAUCCGAAACGGAAUACAAUGUUAAAUGCAUCAAGCACACAUUCCCUGAGUAUCUUAUUUUGCAAUUCGACUGCGUGAAUACUCUCUCCGAUCAACUUCUCGAAGAUGUGAUGGUGGCCGUCGAACCUUCCGAAGGUUAUUCUGUCGUGUGCGUGGUGCCGUGUCCGCAGUUACCUUACAACGAGCCAGGAACUACCUACACAGUAUUAAAAUAUCCCGAAGAUGUACGCGCUAGCGUCGCUACCAUUCCCACGACUCUUCGAUUCAUGGCGAGGGAUUGCGAUCCUACGACAGGAAUACCAGAUGCGGAUCAAGGAUAUCAUGACGAAUAUAUGUUGGAAGAUUUGGAGGUGACUCUAGCCGAUCAAGUGCGUGGCAUUGGUAACAGAGGUUUCGAUUUUAAUACCGCUUGGGACACAUACGCUGCGAAAGGAUUUAUGAAAUUAGAAGAGACGUUCGUCUUGGGAGGUUCGGUGACGUCUUUGGAAGGCGCGAUUCAAAGUCUCACGGGAUUCUUGGGCUUGGAGGCUGUGGAACGCAGUAAUAAAGUACAAAGCGGAGCGACUGCGCACAAUUUGCUUUUAAGCGGUAUCUUCCGCGGACGAAAGGAAGUAUUGGCACGUGCAAGAUUGGCAUUGAUUGGGACGCAAGUUACAAUGCAGAUAUCUGUGCUUUGUCAAGAUCCAGAUGUUGCUGACUUGAUAGUCUCAGCCGUAGGUUAGAGAUUGCAGUAGAAUAAUCUCUCUUUACGACAUAUACUUUUAAAAGAAAUAUAUUCAUAUUCGUUGCUGUAAAAUGAUUUUUAUAAUAUAAGAUUAUCGUUAUAUAGAAGUUGUCAUAAAGUAUUGCUUUGUUCUACUGUA
Messenger RNA from Linepithema humile (Argentine ant), 2851 nucleotides. It is a transcript of the gene gammaCOP, whose product is annotated as coat protein (coatomer) gamma. The record is from RefSeq and is a predicted model, not a curated record. NCBI's taxonomy places the organism in Eukaryota, Metazoa, Arthropoda, Insecta, Hymenoptera, Formicidae. Gene Ontology annotation, biological process: intra-Golgi vesicle-mediated transport; protein secretion; organelle transport along microtubule. Gene Ontology annotation, molecular function: structural molecule activity. Gene Ontology annotation, cellular component: endoplasmic reticulum-Golgi intermediate compartment; Golgi membrane; COPI vesicle coat.